AGCGUUCAACUUUGUUAAGAUGUUAUGAGUGAAAGUCUGAGCGAGCUGCGGGUCAGGUUGUCACUUUAUCCUGUAGCGGAUGAUGGGGUGGACAUGACCAGGUGGCUGCUGGGGGUCAACUGACCUACACACAGCAGCACGAUUACCCGAGUGCGGGGUGGACAUUGCUAUGAGGACAAUGUGCUUAUUCUGUGUCUUGUUAUUAUACAACAUGUGUUGUGUUCAAACAUAAGAUCAUUCAACUAUCUUUUAUCCACUCGUUCAUAUGAAAGGGUCCGUGUGCUAAAUAUCUGCCCUUUACACAAAUAACUGUCGUAAUAAUCUGCUGUCAUUUAUUCUGGUGUUUUCAGUUCCAGGCCGGUGUAAGGUUCCCCCCACAACCCCCCCACCUCUGUCCUCGAUCUCGACAAGCAGCAGCUUCUCGGAUGAGACAGACGGAGCUUCCAGUCUGCAAGAAGAGAGCUUGUCAAAGAGUGUUUGUCCUUAUGGAGAAGAUUUAAUCAGCGACCUCCCGCAGCAAGCCAAUGCUGCGUUUUGUCUGCACCGCCCCAGUUCAAACAAGUAGUCUAUAGCGUGUACUUUUUCCCCCCUACCACCAGCAACAGUCCCCGCAACACUCUCAGCUCGAUUGGACCCAAAUACAAGACCCAAAGGAAAUACUUCUCGUCUUUAUUUUCACCCAGAAGUUGUGCGCCUGUGCUUUCGGGAACCAAGUGCAACCAUGGGGGCCACAGGCUAUGGCUAUUACCGCGCAACCAUCUUCUUCUGCAUGUUCUUCGGCUACUCGCUGUACUUCUUUAACAGGAAGACCUUCUCCUUCGUCAUGCCCUCCGUGAUGGAGGAGAUCAAACUGGACAAGGACGACUUGGGGCUGAUCACCAGCAGCCAGACGAUGGCCUACGCCAUCAGUAAGUUCAUCAGCGGCGUGCUGUCGGACCAGAUCAGCGCCCGCUGGCUCUUCUCCAUCGGCCUCUUGCUGGUGGGCGGCAUCAACGUGGCCUUCUCCUGGUCCUCCACCGUCCCCAUCUUCUCCCUGCUCUGGUUCAUCAACGGCCUGGGCCAAGGCUGCGGCUGGCCCCCGUGUGGCAAAGUGCUGCGCAAGUGGUUUGAGCCCUCCCAGUUUGGAACAUGGUGGUCUGUGCUGUCCUGCAGUAUGAACCUGGCCGGGAGUCUGGGUCCGAUCCUGGCGACGGUUCUCCUGCAGUACUACGACUGGAGGACCAUCCUGUCCAUGUCGGGGAUCGUCUGCGCCUCCUUCUCGAUUGUUUGUGUGGUUUUCAUAAAGAACGAGCCGAAGGACGUGGGCCUGCCCAGCAUUGAGGCGGCGGCCAAGAAGGGGGCUAAGGGAGGCAACGGUGAGAGCACCCUGAAAGAGUUCCUCCUCUCCCCUUUCCUGUGGGUGCUGUCUCUGGGCUACUUGGUGGUGUUCGGGGUGAAGACGGCUGCCACUGACUGGGGACAGCUGUUCCUCAUGCAGGAGAAAGGCCAGACUGUUCUUAUGGGGAGUACCUACAUGAGUGCCUUGGAGCUGGGAGGCUUCGUGGGCAGCCUUACAGCCGGGUUCCUCUCUGAUCGGGCCGUGGCUCAGCGAGGCUUGGGCACCCACGGCAACCCUCGCCACAGCCUGCUCCUUCUCAUGAUGGCCGGCAUGUGUGUGUCCAUGUUCCUCUUCAGGGUCACCAUCACACCUGAGAUGCCGAAGGAGGCUCCUCUUUGGGUCCAAGCCCUUCAUCCUGUCUCCGUCCUCGUUGGCGUGCCAGAAAAAGAGAUCUGGAUCCUGUUCCUCGGUGCGAUGUUUGGAUUUUCCUCCUACGGCCCAAUCGCCUUGUUCGGGGUGAUCGCCAGUGAAAGUGCCCCUUCGAAUUUUUGUGGAACCUCACAUGCCGUUGUCGCUCUGAUGGCGAAUGUUGGGGCUUUCAUGGCGGGCCUUCCCUUCAGCACCAUCGCCAAGAAACACAGCUGGGACACGGCCUUCUGGGUUGCCGAGGUGACAAUGGCCGUCGCCACCGUUGCCUUCUUCCUGGCGCGCAACAUGCGCACCAAGAUGGGACGGAUCGCAGAGAAGACGGACUAAUGUAUCGUCCUGAAAUGACCUGUCAUGUGACUAGACGGGCAGUGGUCCCGCACUGUUGACGGCUCUUUAUAUACAGAGUGCUGCACAUUAAUACAACGCCAAUUAGACCAAACUAAACCACGGCAUCUUGGAAAAAUCCCUUUAGGUUCACAAUCCGGUGCCUCACAUAAAACCUAGAGAUGCACCGAUAUUAGAUAUUAGUCUGAUACUAUCUCAACUAGCUGGAUAUCUGUCACUAUAGGACCAUCUGGUAUGAUUAUUAGAAUUUAUAAUGAUAUAAAAUAAUAAUUUAGUGCAUAUCAGUAUUUCAUUGUAACAUUCUGUCUUACAAGUCAAGCCUGGUGUUGCCUUGCACAUAAGAUCCCAGUCUCUUCCACACAGUGAGGCACACUAACUAAACACUGCUAUGGGAUCAGUUCUCUGUAUGGGCCGUUCCCAAAGCCCAGGUAUUGGUAUCAGGACUGGAAAGAUCUGAUUGGUGCAUCUCUAAUUCAUCCUGCACAUCGGUCCUUUCAUUGCGUUGACUUCAUCCGAGAGGUAGCUUUCAUGUGGAGACACAUUUAAGACGGCUGUAUAGUUAAAAAGAACGUGGACGUGAAUGUGUGCGAACAUCUGAGCUGAUUCCUUUUAGAUGAAUGUGUGCUGCUGCUCAUGUCUCUUACUGACGGGCCCGUCUAGUCUAGAUCUUUCUUUGUCUAACUAUGUGCACCGAGGUCGUAGUACGCGUCAUGGCCAUAACUGUAAAAGGCUCAUUAUCUCACCAAAAUGUAGUAAUAGGAGAGCAAUAUUUGUAUACACAAGAUCCAGAAUAACACUGAUGUCCUUAAAGAUGGACAGGUGUGUUAUCACUGCCACUUAUGACACUAGAUUGUAUACCGUUAACUUUCUCAUCCAAAAUUAAUCUGUGACUUUUGACAACUCUUAUUACUGGUGAUUCUACCCUGGACAUCGAAUAAAUGUGAAGUUUA
Molecule: messenger RNA, 3042 nt
Organism: Pseudoliparis swirei
Lineage: Eukaryota; Metazoa; Chordata; Actinopteri; Perciformes; Liparidae
Gene: slc37a4b
Product: solute carrier family 37 member 4b
Exons: 9
Coding region: 722-2074 (450 amino acids)
Biological process (GO): phosphate ion transmembrane transport; glucose-6-phosphate transport
Cellular component (GO): endoplasmic reticulum membrane
Molecular function (GO): glucose 6-phosphate:phosphate antiporter activity
Source: RefSeq, a predicted model, not a curated record